UUAAGUAAAGGGUUUUAGGAGGAGGACCUGUAGUGACGUGCGCUUUUUGUUGCUCUGGGUAUAAAGUCGCGUUUUCACCUCUACCGCUUUUGCUUUGUACCGGUUUACGACUUACGAUUAAUAUGCAGCUCCGACUGCCCGCCGUGGCGGUGGUGGUGAUGUGUGUGUGUGUUUUCUUUCUUCUCCCGAACGCCGCCGUCGCGCAUAAUAUCACUCAAAUUCUCUCGAAGCUUCCAGAGUUCUCCACGUUUAACCACUACUUGACGGUUACGCAGCUGGCGCCGGAGAUCAAUCGGAAAGAGACAAUAACCGUCUGCGCCGUGGACAACGCCGGAAUGGCGGAUCUACUCGCGAAGCGCCUCUCGAUCGGAGCUAUUAGGAACGUUCUCUCGCUCCAUGUUCUCCUCGAUUACUUCGACGCGAAGAAGCUCCACCAGAUCACCGACGGAACCGCCGUCGCCGCCACGAUGUUCCAGGCCACCGGCGCGGCGCCAGGAUCCUUCGGUUUCGUCAACAUCACCGAUCUCAAAGGUGGAAAGGUCGGUUUCUCACCGGACGACAAUAACGGCGUCGUUUCGGCGACGUUCGUCAAGUCUAUCGAAGCUGUACCGUACAACAUAUCUGUAAUCCAGAUUUCUUCUAUCUUACCUUCUCCGGAGGCGGAGGCGCCGGCGCCGGAGCCGAGCCAGAUGAAUCUGACUGCUCUUAUGUCCGCUCACGGUUGCAAAGUCUUCGCCGAGACGCUGUUGGCGAACCCGGCGGAACAAACGUUCGAGAGCAACGUCGAGAGCGGAUUAACCGUAUUCUGCCCCGGCGACGACGCGAUGAAGAGCUUUCUGCCGAAAUACAGGAAUCUAACCGCCGGCGGUAAGCAAUCCUUGCUCGAGUACCACGGAAUGCCUAUUUACGAGUCUCUCGCCGGUUUGAGAUCGAGCAAUGGCGUAACCAACACCUUGGCCACCGACGGCGCCGAAAAGUACGAUUUCACAGUCCAGAACGACGGAACCGCCGUGACGAUCAAGACGAAGAUCGUAACAGCAAAGAUCAUCAACACUCUGAUUGAUAAGCAGCCAUUGGCAAUCCACGAACUGGAUAAGGUUUUGAUGCCGGUAGAGCUCUUCAAAUCAGCUCUGCCGCCGGCUCCUGCUCCUGCUCCGCGCGCGGCUUCUCCGAAGGCGCACAACACUCCGCCUUCACCAUCCUCUCCGGCGGAUUCGCCAGCCGAUGGUCCUGACGGAGAUGCGGCGGAUCAAAAUUCAGACGGUAACGGCGCCGUUAAAUAUAACGCCGGGAGGUUUGGUGCCGUUAUUUUGAGUAUCUGGCUUGUGUUAUCAAAGCUGUGAUUUUUAUUUAUUUCCUUUCCAUGAAGUUUUUCUUUAUUUAAUGUAUGUUUCUUGAAGCAAAAAAAGAAGUUGAUUUCGUAAAUUUUAGGAUGAAUCUGAUGAUUUAUUGAGAGUGCUUUGGCGAUAUGUUGUAAUAGCUAGGAAUUAAUUGUGUUUGGAUUUGUUAAGUCAUGACUGAAUUUAAACUUGUUACAUGUGUAUAUGCUGUAUGAUUUGUGGUUUUAUUAAUGAU
Andrographis paniculata is the source of this 1575-nucleotide messenger RNA. RefSeq names its product fasciclin-like arabinogalactan protein 1. The coding region runs from base 123 to 1343 and encodes 406 amino acids. The transcript has a single exon. The record is from RefSeq and is a predicted model, not a curated record. NCBI's taxonomy places the organism in Eukaryota, Viridiplantae, Streptophyta, Magnoliopsida, Lamiales, Acanthaceae. Gene Ontology annotation, cellular component: plasma membrane.